AAAAAGCUAGCUGAGGUGAAGAUGAGAGAGAGAGGAAGAGAGAGAACGAGAGCAAGCAGGGGACACGGAGAAUCACUGGUAAGGCUAACUUCUCAGAGAUCAGUGUUUGGUAGGCAAACUGAUCAGGUGCAAAGGCGCAGAGGAGAUGGUAAUAUUAGACAAGAGGGAUGCAGACAAAGUUUUGGAGGAUACGAUUGGAAGAUUUAUAACCAAGCUACAGCUUUUUUCUUCACAAACUUUCCUGAGGAGUGGAACUAUGAAGAUUUGUGGAGACUCUUCUCAAAAUAUGGGAGAAUCUACUCUAUUUACAGCCCAGAAAAGAGGGACAGAUUUGGGAGAAGAUUUGGUUUUAUUCGGUUUCUGGAGGUGAAGGAUAAGAAAGAGUUGGAACGCCAAUUAGAUCAGAUCUGGAUUGGUCACACAAAACUCAGGGAAAACAUCCCCAGAUUCAAAGAGGAAGACCGGAAUGGCAAGAAGGAAAGCAAACCAAAAAUCGGGAUGCAAAACCAUCCUGAUAGUCGCCCGGUAAACAAUCAAAUCCAAGGAGGGUCGGAAAGAAGAUGGGGCAGUAGAAAGGUUGAACCACACCGGUCUUAUGCAGAUGUCCUAAGAGGUAGCAGAAACACCAGACCCAUGGCAGAGCAUAGAGGAAACCCAAGGACGAAGCACUCAGAAAAGCCUAAUAGAAGAGAAUGGCAGAAGAAAAAUAACGACCAGGAAUGGACAGGUUUUGAGUUCAAUGUGAAAGAGGAGGACUAUAGCUGGUUACAAGGGUGUUACGUGGGCCAAGCACACUCUGUAGAAAUUGUUCCAUGCAUACAGGAGAGAUUUUACAUGGAGGGGUAUUUUGCAUGUAAGCUGAAGGCAAUGGGAGGUAAGCUAGUUCUCCUGGAGAGUGAAGAUAAAGAUGAAUUGAAGGACUUAGUGGAGAAUGCUUCAUAUUGGUUAGGCCAAUGGUUCAAGGAGAUCAAACCUUGGAGUCCUUGCAUGGUGGCAAAUGAACGUUUCGUAUGGAUUAGAUGCACAGGUGUUCCACUACAUUCUUGGGGGCCUACAUUUUUCUCCACUCUUAGUUGUAUCUGGGGAAAAUUCAUUACUUUGGAUGAAAGCACAAGCAAGAAGAAACGUUUUGACAUUGCAAGAUUCCUUAUAUGCACACCAGUCAUGGAUUCCAUUUCAAAGAAGCUCAAAGUCAAGAUCAACGGAACAGUCAAAAAGGCUCUGUGGCAAGAGUUAAAAUCGCUAGUGUUAGGCACUAAAGGCAAUUGGUGUUUAGUAGGCGAUUUUAAUGCAGUCAAGAGUAGACAAGAAAGAGCAGGGGGCAAAGGAUCCACAACAAAAAUGAGAGAAUUUGAGGAUUUUAUCAGAGACUCGAAUCUUGUUGAUUUGCCUUUGUGUGGUAGAAGAUAUACUUGGUAUCAAGUAAAUGGGGCAUCCAUGAGCAAGAUUGAUCGAUUCUUAUUAUCAGAGGAUUGGCUGUUGAAUUGGAGUGAUUGCAAACGGUGGGGACUAGGGCGCUCCAUAUCAGAUCAUUAUCCUAUCAUUCUGAAGAACAUCUUAGUGGAUUGGGGACCAAGGCUGUUCAAAUGGUUUGAUGCAUGGCUGGACACACCAGGUUUGAGGGAUGAAAUCAAAAAGGUAUGGAACUCAACUAAGGUAUCUAGAUGGAAGGGAUACUGUUUGAAGGAAAAAUUCAAAGCUGUCAAGAGGUUUCUUAAAGCUUGGAGUAUGAAUUUCAAGGAAGAAGUAGAUAGGAACAUUAUAGAAUAUAAAGCAGCCAUUGCUAGCUUGGAUGCUAAGGGAGAACAGAAUAACUUGUCAACUAAAGAAUGUGUAGAAAGACAGAGGAACUUUGUAGAUUUAUGGAAAUGUUUAAAAACAAAAGAAGGCAUGUUGAAACAGAAAUCUAGGAAAAUGUGGAUCAAGAAUGGAGAUGCCAAUACAUGUUAUUUCCAUAGAUGUGUCAAAAGCAGAAUUAGGAAGAAGGAGAUAUGUUGUUUGCAUAUGGAUGGACAAUUGGUGGAUGAUGUACAAAUAUUAAGACAGAAGAUUGUAGAGCACUACACAAGUUUUUUCAAGGAUGAGGAGUGGAAAAGACCAACAUUGGACAGCAUAGCUUUUAACAGGCUCCCCCCAGAUUCUGCUGCCAUGUUAGCUGACAAUUUUACCGAAGAAGAAGUAAAGAAGGCAGUUUGGGAUUGCGGAGUUACAAAGGCACCAAGCCCAGAUGGAUUUAAUUUUCAAUUCAUAAGAGAAAUGUGGGAGGUGUUGAAGGAAGAUAUCAUGGGCUUCAUACAAGAAUUUCAUGAGAAUGGCAAGUUAGUUAGAGGAUUGAAUGAAUCUUUCAUUGUACUCAUCCCUAAGAAGGAAAAUCCAUUAGAGUUGGAGGAUUUCAGACCCAUUUCCCUGAUUGGUGCUAUGUAUAAAAUCCUAACUAAGAUACUCACAAACAGAUUAAGUCGAGUUAUGCAGGAAAUCAUUGGGGAACAACAAACAGCUUUUGUGAAAGGUAGACAGCUCAUGGAUGGUGUAGUGGUUGCAAAUGAGGUUAUACAUGAAGUACGCAGGAAAAGAAAGAGUAGCUUUGUAUUCAAGAUUGAUUUUGAGAAGGCUUUUGACAAAGUCAGUUGGAAAUUCCUGGAUUACAUGCUAGAACGUAUGGGAUUUGACUCCAAGUGGCGAGGUUGGAUUCAAGAAUGUCUAAGCACCAGCAGAGUUUCAAUUUUGGUUAAUGGCAGUACUACAAAUCAAUUCUCAGUCAGUCAAGGGUUGAGGCAAGGUGAUCCGCUGUCAUUGUUCUUAUUCUUGAUAAUUGCUGAAGGCUUGAAUGGAAUAAUUGCGUCAACCAUUUCAAAAAAGUUGUUUGCUGGUGUAUCAGUAGCUGGGAGUUAUGCCUUUCAAGUAUUUAGGGGUCCCUAUUGGGGACAACCCAAGAAGAUUGAAAAUCUGGCAACCGCUGGUGGAAAAUUUCAAGAAGAAGUUGUCACAAUGAAAGGGGAGAUUCGUAUCCAUGGGAGGCCGAAUUACUCUGAUAAAUGCUAUGUUGUCAAGCCUACCAGGUGGGAAAAUGUGUGCAAAAGCAAAGAGGAAGGGCGUCUUAGAGUGAAAAAUCUUAGAACUUUUAAUUUAGCCUUAAUGGGGAAAUGGUGGGGAAGGUUAGCUAAGGGGGAGGGUGGUUUGUGGCACAAGGUUUUAAAGGCUAAGUAUGGGAGAGAGGGCGUAAAUUGGACGAGAUGGAUGAAAGAGAACAGUGAGUUAGGAUCUCUAUGGUGGAGAGAUGUAUGUAGGCUAAAUGAGAUAAGGGGGAGUAACAUAGGAUGGCUAGAGAGAGGUUUUGAGUUGGAUGUGGGGGAAGGUAAGGAGAUGCUGUUUUGGAAGGAGAAUUGGGUGGGGAUUGGUGAGUUGGCCAACUUGUUCCCUAGAUUAUUUUUAUUAUCUACAGGUAAAGAAAAUGUAAUUAGUCAAAUGGGCAAAUGGAAGAAUAGAGAGUGGACUUGGAAUUUGAAGUGGAGGCAUGCUCUCCGGGAAGAGGAAACUAUCCAAUUACAGAAUAUGAUUAGUAGGUUGAACACCAAAUCACUUACCAAGGGAAGAAGGGACGUAUGGCAUUGGAAACAUGAUCAAAAUGGCAUCUACAGUGCAAGUUCAGGUUACCAGACACUAUCAAGAUCCUUCUCAUCCACAAGGGGGGUAAUUUUCAACAAGAUUUGGAACCCCCACAUACCCACAAAGGUCAGUGCAUUCAGUUGGCUAGUCACACAAGACAGAAUUCCAUCUAAAGUUAAUUUAUGGAUGAGGGGUGUAUUGAGAGAUGUUAGUAUGAUUAUGUGUAAAAUGUGUGAGGAGGGUGAUGAAUCAACAAGGCACCUAUUUCUACACUGCCAUAUAGCUAAUAUAUUGUGGGGAAGAUGCUGUUGUUGGUGGGGUGUGGAAGGUGUUCUUGCCGAAUCCUGUUCAAAGGCUUUUGUUCAACAUGAAGGCUGGUUCAAAGAUAAAAGGUUAAGGGAGGGAUGGGAGGUGAUUUGGUUUGCAGUCAUAUGGACAAUUUGGUUAGCUCGUAAUGGAAAAAUCUUCAACAAUGAGACAGUGGAUACAGACCAACUAUUUCAAUUGAUUCAAGCCAGAUCAUUCAUAUGGCUCAAGGAGAGAAAAAGAGGACACAAAUUUUCCCUCUCAGACUGGUUGCAAGGUCCUAGAUCGAGCAUGAGGAAUGGUUAGCAAAUUUUCUAAAUUGUGUGUUUAUGUAUGAUUUAAGAAGAAAUCAGUCCAAAGUCUUGGCAUCUUUUUGGAUUUGAGGAAGGGUUGCUGGUUGUAUGUUUUCCAGCUGGGAUAGGAUGCAAAACCCUGUGGUGUGUUUUUGAAGGACUAGAUGUGCUAUUCUACCAUUGAAAAAAUUGCAAAGGAGGAC
This is a messenger RNA of Rubroshorea leprosula, 4408 nucleotides long. The record is from the annotation of a GenBank genome assembly. NCBI's taxonomy places the organism in Eukaryota, Viridiplantae, Streptophyta, Magnoliopsida, Malvales, Dipterocarpaceae.